Messenger RNA from Chondrus crispus (carragheen), 659 nucleotides. RefSeq lists its product as hypothetical. The transcript is spliced from 2 exons. Bases 1 to 276 code for a protein of 91 amino acids. The record is from RefSeq and is a predicted model, not a curated record. Lineage: Eukaryota; Rhodophyta; Florideophyceae; Gigartinales; Gigartinaceae.
AUGCUCCAUCAGCACCCCAGCUCUACUGUUUUCAAUAUGCCAUCCUCCAAAUCGAACGUCUCUGAUCAAAGCAUAUCGCGCCCCUCUUCCUCCUCCUUCUCACGCCUGACUCGCACAUGGCACCGGAAACGGCCGUCGCAGUCUUCGUCGUCCUCAUAUUCUCACAUCCCGAAGACUCCUGCCCAGUCAACAACAAGAGUCCCGGACUGGGCCGUUGAUCUCGUCCACGAGGCUGAGCAGUCGGACGAGGCGUUCUGUACCCACAUCCCCUUUUAGCCCUGCCUCGUUCUGCAGUGGCCUUUCGUCUCUGGUCUUGUCAACGGCUUUCGUCUUGGGUCCUACUCUCUUCCGGACUAAUGUCGCCCAUCGGAAAAUCGUUAUCUUGGCUUAGCACUGCCGCUGCGCCCCUCGAUGCGUCUUCGGAAGGUGUCUAAAGCAUGUGCCGUACACAGUUCUGCUAAAAUUGUUUACAUCUCGUCGAGGUAGUACACUCGACGUCCCUCAUGAAUAGGACGAGAGCAGCGCUUCACGCAUCCGAUAUGCCCAGGUGCCAUGCCGUGCAUUUUUUAGAAAUGUUUUGAAUUAUAGCUUGAAAAUGAAAUAUUUGGAGAACCUUUCGAUAGUCUAAUCAUAGCUACAGUACAGCGCAAUCUCCUCUU